UAGCGCUGGGAGCACACACACACACACACACACACACUCAGUGAGAGAGAGAGAGGACGCGGUGUGCCCGUGCACUGUGUGAGUCGGCUGCGCAGCUCCUGUGCGCACUCCAGCAGCAAGCACCCUGGCAUUACAGCGAGAGAGGAGGCCAGGCGGCUCACAACUGAACGAAAAGUAACCAGCUCAGCCCGGCAGCGGCCCCGGCACCCCCAGCAUGGCUUCCGAGGAACUCUAUGAGGUUGAACGAAUUGUUGACAAAAGGAAAAAUAAAAAAGGAAAAGUAGAAUACUUGGUACACUGGAAAGGAUAUGACAGUGGUGAUGAUACUUGGGAACCAGAGCAGCAUUUGGUUAACUGUGAGGAAUAUAUCCAUGAAUUCAACCGAAGACACAAUGAAAAGCCAAAAGACAACAGUACAAUAACAAGAGCAAACAGGACAUCUCCAAAUAAUGCCAGAAAACAAAUUUCUAGGUCAACCCAUAGUUCAUUUUCAAAGACUUCUCCAAAGUCGUUGACAUUUGGUAAAGACAAUGACUCAAAAAAUAACCAACUUCUUAGUAUUAGUCCAAAAUUACGCAAGAGUCCUUCUCAAGCUAUUCCAGUAAGAAAAAACAUGGACCUUUCUAGAUCUGGUAUUAAAAUACUUGUGCCUAAAAGUCCAAUUAAAAGUAGGAUCUCUGUUGAUGGCUUUCAAAAUGACAGUACGGAAAAAUUAAAUCAUAUGGAACAAGAACAAGACUCUGUAGCGCCUGAGGUAACAGCUGAGAAACCAGUAGGUGCUUUACUAGGACCUGGUGCUGAAAGAGCUCGAAUGGGAAGCAGGCCAAGACCACAGUCAUUAGUACCACAAAUUCAUAUGCCACUGACCGUGACUGCAUCAUCCGCUUUAGCGAUAAAUGGAAAAGGUACUUCUACUUUCAUGGAAGCUCUCACAGCCAACGGUACCAGCAAUAUACAGACCUCAGUGACCGCAGUAACAGGCAAAAGGAGAUUCAUUGAUGACCGAAGAGAUCAACCCUUUGAUAAGAGGCUACGCUUCAGUGUGAGACAAACAGAAAGUGCUUAUCGGUAUAGAGACAUCGUUGUCAGGAAACAAGAUGGAUUCACGCACAUUUUACUCUCCACAAAAUCAUCUGAGAAUAAUUCCCUGAAUCCAGAGGUCAUGAAGGAAGUACAAGGGGCACUAAACACCGCAGCUGCAGAUGACAGCAAACUUGUACUUUUCAGCGCAGUUGGUAGUGUGUUCUGCUGCGGUCUUGAUUUUAUAUAUUUUAUACGGCGUUUGACAGAUGAUAGAAAAAGGGAAAGCACUAAAAUGGCAGAAGCCAUUAGGACGUUUGUGAAUACCUUUAUUCAGUUUAAGAAGCCAAUUAUUGUAGCUGUGAAUGGGCCUGCUAUUGGACUUGGAGCAUCGAUACUGCCUUUAUGUGAUGUAAUUUGGGCUAAUGAAAAAGCCUGGUUUCAAACACCCUACACAACAUUUGGCCAAAGCCCUGAUGGAUGUUCAACUGUUAUGUUUCCUAAGAUAAUGGGCCUUGCAUCUGCAAAUGAAAUGUUGUUCAGCGGGCGAAAGUUGACUGCGCAAGAAGCAUGUGCAAAAGGACUUGUUUCCCAAGUGUUCUGGCCUGGAACUUUCACACAAGAAGUGAUGGUUCGCAUAAAAGAACUUGUAACCUGCAAUCCAGUAGUACUUGAAGAAUCCAAAGGUUUAGUUCGUAAUAUCAUGAGGGAAGAACUGGAGCAAACUAAUGAAAGGGAAUGUGAAGUACUCAAGAAAAUCUGGGGAUCUGCUCAAGGGAUGGACUCCAUGUUAAAAUACUUACAAAGGAAAAUUGAUGAAUUCUAAAUAUUACCCUGUGGAUUUUCUCAUAGACUAGCACUGAAAAUCUCUUUUUUGGACACUUUUUAAAUGUGACCUGUAGCUGAAAAUAUGAUUUGUGUCAUGUUUUUGAACAAAUAUCUACAACCUUGCCAUGACUACAAAGCAUAUAAAGACAUGGAGUGUCAUAGCAAUCCAGGACUUGAAAUUUCGGCAUGUACUGUAAUGAAAGAAAACGGCAAUGAAGAACAUUGUGUGUUCCAGUGAAGCCUGGGAUAUGUUUUUUUUUUUGUUUUUGUUUUUGUUAAUUUUUUUAUUUUAUUUUUUUUGUAUUGUUUAUAAAAUAUUUAAAAGAAGAAGAAAAAAAAACGGGUAUCAGCCAGCCCUACAUUUAUUGCCCAACCAGUUUAGUUUGAGGCAAUGCUUUAUUUCAGAAAGGUUAAAAUACCUCAAACAUAUUAACUUUUUUAAAUAAAAGAAUAAAACUAAAUUCAAACAUAACUCUUGGUAAUGCAUUUUAAUAAUCCAAACAAAUAUGUAUACAUGUGUUCAGGACAUGUGAUGUAAAGAAAGUUAAGUGAAGAAAGUGCUUCACAUUCUGUUCGAAAUGUGUAGUUUGUACAUUGUUCACAUGAAGAAACCACUGUCAGAGAGGGCCUUAUCUUUUUUGUGUUUAUAUAUAUAUAUUUUUUGUGAUGCAGUAUUAGUAAGUCACUGAUCAUCCUUUUAUAGGUGAGGUUCCUUCAUCCUACCAAGGAAAUUUGAUUUUUAAUAUCUAAUUUAGUUCGUUGAGAACACAAUGUAGUUGUUUGCUGGAUUAAUGUAUUACACCAAAAACUAUUUUAUGUUUAUACUUGUAUAAAUUUUAGUUUUCACUAGAAUGUUUUAUUUAAUAAGUUAAUUUUGGUACACUAUUAAAUUACAAUGUACCCAAGCAAAAACUACCUUUUGGUUAGAAGUGUAUUAUUUUGCUGUAUUUUGGGGAGGGUUGUUUUUGUGCAAAACUAUAUGAAUUAUUUCUUCUCUCUAUUUCUCUGUCUCUCGUUCUCUUCUCUCUAUCUCCUCACUCUCAUCUCAUUACUUUUUGAUAAUGUAUAGUGUAGAAAAUGUUCUUGUAAAUACAAAUAUUAUUCCAUUCCUCUUUGGAGUGUUAAUUGACUUGUGACUGCAGAUACAUUCUAAAUGAGAUAUCUGUGCUUGCAAUCUUGUUGAAUGUAUGAAGCAUAGUAAACAAUUAUUUUUGUACAGUUUUUAAAUUUUUACGUCAAACUGACCAUCUCCUUUUGGUGGAGAGUAGCACCCUACAUAAAUCUGCCUUUAGUAUUUUUGCAUUCUGGACAUACACUUUUGUUCUGAAAAGAUAUAUGUAUAAAUAUAUAUAAACUGUACAGUCUGUAAAGUUUUAUAAAAUAUACAGCUGUGAAAUUGGCUAAAAUAAAAACUAAUAUUUCUUAACAUUCUUUAAA
Pelobates fuscus (common spadefoot toad) is the source of this 3285-nucleotide messenger RNA. It is a transcript of the gene CDYL, whose product is annotated as chromodomain Y like. The coding region runs from base 215 to 1846 and encodes 543 amino acids. NCBI's taxonomy places the organism in Eukaryota, Metazoa, Chordata, Amphibia, Anura, Pelobatidae. Gene Ontology annotation, molecular function: transcription corepressor activity. The record is from RefSeq and is a predicted model, not a curated record. Gene Ontology annotation, cellular component: nucleus. The transcript is spliced from 7 exons.